UGCCGCGGACGCCGCAAUCGCGAAGGGGCAGACUGGAAAGCGCCGGUUGCAACAGUAGCUUACAAAAGGCGGACUCCUCCAUUAUCCUAGCGCCAGUAGUCGCCGUCGCCCGUCGGUGAGGAGGCGUCCGCAUCCGCAUUUGCUCGCCUGCGCCGGAAUUCUCGAGUUGUCUCGGGCCAGGUAUCCGCCUGCUGCUGCUCCUCUCCACUCUAUAUCGACCGAGCUUGUGUUGAAUCCAAUCAAUUCAAUUGAUGCUUGGGAGGAGGGCUUGAGUUCUCUUGUACAGACAUGGCCAGGUCCGGAGGGUUCACGUAUGCAGCAAUCCUCCUGCUUGUUCUGAACAUUUUCCAGGUGGAUGUUGUAAGGGGACAAAGCACUCACCCUAUUGAAGGGAGUUGUUCAAGAUGAACCUCUCUGGAACUUUGGCACCAGAGGUUGGUCUUCUGUCUCAGCUGAGAAAAUUGAAUUUUAUGUGGAACAAUUUGACUGGUAACAUCCCGAAAGAGAUAGGCAAUAUCACAACACUAAAUCUUAUGGCUUUGAAUGGUAAUCAACUAUCUGGUUCCCUACCAGAUGAGAUUGGCUAUCUCAAGAAGUUAAACAGAUUACAAGUCGACCAAAAUCAAAUAUCUGGACCCAUACCAACGUCGUUUGCUAAUUUAGAAAGCAUGAAGCAUCUUCACAUGAACAACAAUUCAUUAAGUGGGCAAAUUCCAUCUGAGUUGUCCAGAUUGUCUAAGCUCCUUCAUCUGCUUGUGGAUACCAAUAAUUUAUCUGGACCUCUUCCUCGAAACUUAGCAGGGAUGCUUAGUUUGAAAAUAUUUCAGGCUGAUAAUAAUAACUUCAGUGGAAGUUCCAUACCCGCUGCAUACAAUAACAUACGGACACUUUUAAAGCUGAGUCUCAGGAAUUGCAGUUUGCAAGGAGUUAUUCCUGAUCUAAGUGGCAUACCUGAACUUGGCUAUUUAGAUCUUAGCUGGAACCAACUGAGAGGAUCUAUAGCAGUUGAUAGACUCGCUUCAAAUAUCACCACGAUUAUUUUAUCGCAUAACUUUCUUAAUGGAACUAUUCCGGCAAACUUCUCUGGGCUGCCUAAUCUUCAGUUAUUGAACUUUGAAAGCAACUCCCUUGACACAAUUCCAGCUGCAUUUGAGCCUCCAAAAGCUGUCAUUGUACUGAUUUCUGGAAACCCCGUAUGUGACAAUCCAGCUCGAGCAAAGGGACUUUGUCAACCCAAAUCUGUAAAUGAAGCACCGUCUGGACAGGGACCACAAGUUAAUAUAGAUUGUGCUUCUUGCCCGACGGAUAAAAAUUAUGAAUACAAUCCAUUAUCCCCUAUACCUUGCAUUUGUCUUGUGCCUCUCGAAGUUGGAUUUCGGCUGAAGAGUCCGGGGAUCUCAGACUUCCACUCCUACAAAAAAGCCUUUGAGAUGGACUCAACCUCUCUAUUGGACCUGAGUCUUUACCAGCUAUAUAUUGAGCGGUACACAUGGGAGGCUGGUCCAAGGCUGAAUUUGCAUUUGAAGUUAUUCCCAAAUAACACUAAUUUAUUCACUAUGUCGGAAGUUAUGCGGCUCAGGCAAUUACUUGCUGGAUGGGAAAUUACUCUAUCAGACAUUUUUGGUCCAUAUGAUCUUCUCAAUUUCACGCUUGGUUCCUAUGCAGAUGAAUUUCCAACACUGGUAUCAUCAGGUUUAAAAAAGGGUGCACUAGCUGGGAUUUUGGCAGGAACAAUUAUUGCUGCUAUUGCAGUUUCUGUGGUUUCCACAUUUUUUAUAAUGAGAAGACGCUCAAAACAUCGAACAGUUUCGAGGCCAUCAUUACUAUUGAGGUUUUCUGUCAAGGUUGAUGUUGUGAGAUCCUUCACGUUUGAAGAAAUGGCUACAGCAACAAAUAAUUUCGAUGAUUCAGCUGAAAUUGGUGAGGGAGGUUAUGGAAAAGUCUAUAAAGGAAAUCUAGCUGAUGGAGCAACCGUUGCAAUCAAACGAGCACAUGAACAUUCUCUGCAAGGUUCAAAUGAAUUUUGCACAGAAAUAGAAUUGCUGUCAAGAUUGCAUCAUCGUAAUUUGGUAUCUCUGAUUGGAUAUUGUGAUGAAGAAGUCGAACAGAUGCUGGUGUAUGAAUUCAUGCCAAAUGGCACUCUACGUGAUCAUCUUUCUGCAACUUGUAAAAGACCUCUUAACUUUGUUCAGCGGUUGCAUAUUGCGUUGGGCGCUGCAAAGGGAAUCCUCUAUCUACACACCGAGGCAGAUCCUCCUAUAUUUCACCGUGAUGUUAAGACCACCAACAUUCUACUGGACUCCAAGUUCGUAGCGAAAGUGGCCGACUUUGGUCUUUCAAAGCUUGCUCCGAUCCCGGAUGUUGAAGGAACAUUGCCAGAACAUAUCUCCACUGUUGUUAAGGGCACUCCAGGCUAUCUUGAUCCAGAAUACUUCCUAACUAAUAAAUUGACAGAAAAAAGCGAUGUUUAUAGCUUUGGUGUUGUGCUGCUUGAACUAUUGACCGGGAUGAAGCCAAUCCAGUUCGGUAAAAACAUCGUUAGAGAGGUAAAGGCGGCUUACCAAUCAGGAGACGUUUCCGGAAUCGUCGACAGCCGAAUGUCGUGGUGCCCUCGAGAAUUCGCCACGAAGUUCCUCUCACUGGCCCUGAAGUGCUGCCAGGACGAGAGCGACGCGAGGCCUUACAUGGCCAACAUCGUCAGGGAACUCGACGACAUCCGUAGCGCUCUGCCUGAAGGAGAAGAUCUCCUGUCUGUGACCUCCAUGGAGACGGGCUCCUUGGCCACCCUAACUCAAUCUACAUCGAACUCCUUCAUAACGACCACCGGAGAGCAUUUCGACUCGUCCCAUGCCUCCGGCAGCGGGCUUAUGGACAACAGCGUCCCUUCCAGGAUGUCGGUGACUCCUCGUUAGUGCUGUCGCGCUCUUUGCAUUGUAAAUGGGUGUGGAGGACAGUUCCUGCCGGGCGAUUUCUUCUUAUGUACAUGUUGAAAUGGGUGUGUUGUUGUUGAUGAUGUGUGUGUGUGUGUUUGAUGAUCAGGGGUUUGACUAUCAUGGGAGGUGUAUUUGGCAGACACUGUUGGCGAGUGCAAAAUGAUGAAUGCUAACUGGGGUAAUUCUUUUCAGCUAAGGU
This is a messenger RNA of Triticum dicoccoides, 3132 nucleotides long. Its product is annotated as probable LRR receptor-like serine/threonine-protein kinase At1g06840. Gene Ontology annotation, molecular function: protein binding; protein kinase activity; ATP binding. The coding region runs from base 405 to 2912 and encodes 835 amino acids. The transcript is spliced from 19 exons. The record is from RefSeq and is a predicted model, not a curated record. Gene Ontology annotation, biological process: protein phosphorylation. Lineage: Eukaryota; Viridiplantae; Streptophyta; Magnoliopsida; Poales; Poaceae.